Chiroxiphia lanceolata (lance-tailed manakin) is the source of this 2479-nucleotide messenger RNA. It is a transcript of the gene CDC23, whose product is annotated as cell division cycle 23. NCBI's taxonomy places the organism in Eukaryota, Metazoa, Chordata, Aves, Passeriformes, Pipridae. Gene Ontology annotation, cellular component: anaphase-promoting complex. The record is from RefSeq and is a predicted model, not a curated record. Gene Ontology annotation, molecular function: protein binding. Gene Ontology annotation, biological process: cell division. The transcript is spliced from 15 exons. The coding region runs from base 4 to 1818 and encodes 604 amino acids.
GAAAUGCAGGUGUUUUGCGAUAGCCUCUGUACAAAGUCUCCCGACAUAAAAACCGUGCUUGACAGCCCGCCCUCAGCCCCGAGACCGCGCCCUCAGCGCUCGGGCUCGAGACCCCGCAGCAAUGGCGGCCGCUGUGGCGAUGGCGCCCGGCAGCGGCGGUGCCGGUGCCGACUUCUCGGACCUGCGGGAGAUCAAGAAGCAGCUGCUGAGCGUGGCGGAGCGGAGCCGCGAGCGGGGCCUGCAGCACAGCGGGAAAUGGAGGAUGCUCGUGACCUGGAUGCCUACACACUGGCCAAGUCUUACUUUGAUCUGAAGGAAUAUGACAGGGCUGCCUACUUUUUACGGGGCUGCAAGAGCCAGAAAGCUUACUUCUUGUACAUGUACUCCAGAUACCUGUCAGGGGAAAAGAAGAAGGAUGAUGAGACAGUGGAUAGUUUGGGACCUCUGGAAAAAGGACAGGUGAAAAAUGAAGCUCUACGAGAACUGAGAGUUGAGCUCAGCAAGAAGCACAAGGCACGGGAACUGGAUGGAUUUGGCCUUUAUCUGUAUGGUGUUGUGCUGCGGAAGCUGGACCUGGUGAAAGAAGCAAUAGAUGUGUUUGUUGAAGCUGCUCAUGUCUUGCCUUUGCACUGGGGAGCCUGGCUGGAGCUUUGCAACUUGAUUACAGAUAAAGAGAUGCUGAAGUUCCUGUCCUUGCCAGAUACAUGGAUGAAAGAGUUCUUUCUUGCACACAUUUAUACAGAGCUACAGCUGAUAGAGGAGGCCCUGCAGAAGUAUCAGAGCCUCAUUGAUGCAGGAUUUUCCAAGAGCACUUACAUCAUCUCUCAGAUCGCAGUUGCCUACCACAAUAUUCGAGAUAUUGACAAAGCCUUAUCCAUCUUUAAUGAGCUAAGGAAACAAGAUCCUUACAGGAUAGAAAACAUGGACACUUUCUCCAACUUGCUCUAUGUAAGGAGCAUGAAGCCUGAGCUGAGCUACCUGGCUCAUAAUCUCUGUGAGAUAGACAAGUACCGUGUGGAGACCUGCUGUGUCAUCGGAAAUUAUUAUAGCUUGCGUUCCCAGCAUGAAAAAGCAGCACUCUAUUUCCAAAGGGCCUUGAAACUGAAUCCUCGUUAUCUGGGAGCCUGGACACUUAUGGGACAUGAGUAUAUGGAAAUGAAGAAUACAUCUGCAGCUAUCCAGGCUUACAGACAUGCAAUAGAGGUGAACAAAAGGGACUACAGAGCGUGGUAUGGCUUGGGACAAACCUAUGAAAUCCUCAAGAUGCCAUUUUAUUGUCUCUACUACUACAGACGGGCCCACCAGCUCAGACCGAACGAUUCUCGUAUGCUGGUUGCUCUAGGAGAAUGCUAUGAGAAACUCAAUCAGUUGGUGGAAGCCAAAAAGUGCUAUUGGAGGGCUUAUGCUGUGGGAGAUGUGGAGAAAAUGGCACUUGUGAAACUUUCCAAGCUGCACGAGCAGCUGAAUGAAUCUGAACAGGCAGCUCAGUGCUACAUCAAAUACAUCCAGGAUAUCUAUUCCUGUGGGGAGAUAGUGGAGCACCUGGAGGUCAGCACUGCAUUCCGCUACCUGGCCCAGUACUACUUCAAGUGUAAGCUCUGGGAUGAAGCCUCAGCAUGUGCUCAGAAGUGCUGUGCCUUCAAUGAUACUAGAGAAGAGGGAAAGGCCCUGCUGCGGCAGAUCUUACAGCUUCGCAACCAAGGAGAAACAUCAUCCACAGAUGUUCCUGCUCCCUUAUUCCUCCCUGCGUCACUGUCAGCCAACAACACUCCCACACGUCGUGUCUCCCCGCUCAACCUGUCCUCUGUAACACCAUGAACAGUGCUGAUACCUCUGACCUGUGCGUUGGACGUGACACUGCACAUGGGACGUGUAACCACUUCUUUCUAGGGAAAUCCCUCCUUUGGUUGCUGCCCUCCCAUGAAGGGCAGGAGUUAGCAGAGCCCACAGCUGAAGACAGAUGUGCCCCGACAGGCAGAGGGGCAGCUGAUGUGAAAGUGCCUUUGCUGAGAAUGUGAGAACCUGCUCUACUUCUCGCCACGUCAUUCCAGUUAGAGGGCAGACGUGUGCCAGUACACAGGACUAACUGAGGCAUUGGAAGGGGCUUGUCUGCUGAAGUUCAAGUACAUUUGAAGUUUGAUUCUGCCCCGUGACCUCUGGUCUUUACUGCAUUUCUUUGGAUGACCUCUUAGCAAUAUCACCGCUGUCUUCAUCAGAGACUGUUACCUGCUUGGCUACUUAAUGGCUUUGGCUUGUGUUGACCAACAUGGGAGAUGUUUCACUAAAGCAGUAGAAUAGGCACUUGUAUAGGUGCCAUGUCUAUGUUGAAGGAUUGACAAGUAUCAGAGGAGUCCCAAGUAGCCACAGGUGACAGCUGUCUGGUGUUCUGUCAGUGGAUCUGACAGAUAAUUUUGGCUUUCAGUAGAAAAGCAGCCAGUGGGAUGGUACAAUUAAAAAAACUAACAAUGAAGUUACUGUC